AUGGACAAGGCGGUCAAUCUUCCUCGUGGGUACGGAUACGUUGAGUUCAAGAUGAGAGCUGAUGCCGAGAAGGCGCUUCUUUACAUGGAUGGUGCUCAAAUUGAUGGGAAUGUUGUUAAAGUGAAAUUCGCACCUGCACCGGGCCAAAAAGCUGCUGUUUCUUUGCCAAAGGCUCUUCCCAAUCCUCCGAAAAGAGAUCUGCCUGAGACUGAUACAGUUGUUCCUAAUGCUGAAAAGGCCACUCAGCAGCGACCCAGGGAAUUAUCUACUCAAAGAAAACCAGCUCUGUCUCCACAAAGGCGACCUGCUCCAAGCGGAAGGGUUGACUCACCUAGGCGGCAGCCUGAUGCACCACCAAUUCACCCUUGGAAAGAUCCUCCUCUAUUCAGGCGCGGCAGAACACCUCCUAGCCUGAGACCAGGAUAUCCAGUUCGAAGACGGUCUCCCUCUCCACCCCCUCGAAGGUUCAGAUCACCAAGGCGCUUUUCACCAAGAAGAGGUUAUGUUAGUCCAGUCCGAAGACGUUCUCCAUUCGCUCCUAGAAGGAUGACACCUCCAAUGCGGAUGAGAAGUCCUCCAAGAAGGCUGCCACCUCCUUAUCGUCGUAGCAGAUCUCCAAUUCGUCGACCAAUUCGCUCCCUUUCCAGAUCAAUUUCUCCCGUCAGGGGCCGGGCAGCUCCUGUGAGGCGUGGGCGGUCAUCCUCGUCAUGUUCUGACUCACCAACGCCGCCAAGAAGGGGAGCCGGAAGGGUACUGAGAAGUCGCAGUCCUCAAAGGCCCUUUAGAGGGAGACGGAGAAGUGCCUCUAGCUUCAGCAAUAGUAGUGGUUCGUCCUCCCCUAUCCGCCGUUAG
This is a messenger RNA of Triticum turgidum subsp. durum (durum wheat), 852 nucleotides long. NCBI's taxonomy places the organism in Eukaryota, Viridiplantae, Streptophyta, Magnoliopsida, Poales, Poaceae. The record is from the annotation of a GenBank genome assembly.